Molecule: messenger RNA, 1315 nt
Organism: Camelina sativa (false flax)
Lineage: Eukaryota; Viridiplantae; Streptophyta; Magnoliopsida; Brassicales; Brassicaceae
Source: RefSeq, a predicted model, not a curated record
UCAGCGUUGUGUUAUUUGUUCAAAGCUGAAUGAAAUGUGUGGGGUGAGAGAAAGUAUAGUUGAGGGUAGGCUUGAUUCUUUUGGUUCCUGCAUGACUACUCCAAUUCAAUUUUGUAGCGCUUCUUAGACAAAUUAAUAAAGAAAAGGAGAAACGUCACAUUACAUACAAACGUUGCACCAAAUUUAAUUAAAUACUUAUACGGAGUGAAAGAGUAGGCGAACCACUCAGUAAUUGCUUCCAAGUGCCGUCUCUCUUUCUCUCUCCGGGGUUCAUUGAUUCAUUUGGAAGAUUCAGCUCCCAAAUUGACCCUUUCAUUUACAAGUCAGCCAUGAAUUAGUUUUUUUUUUUUAAUAGAAAAGCAAAGAGGGUUAUAUGGGUAUAAAGAGAAGCUGCCGUACAGAGCUGUGUAACCUGAAGCCACGCAAAGGGUCUCUUCCUCUUCUUUAGCUUCUUGUAUAUAUAUAUCCUCGUUCAUGCUAUUCUCAUUUCUUUAACAAAAGCAAACAAUAUUCAUAUUGUUGUGACAAAAGGCAAAAAGAAAAACAUUUUUCUUUGAUUUUUAAAAAUGGGAAGCUUCGUCAUUCUCCGUUGCUUCAUCAUAAUCUUCUUCUUGUUGUUCAACGGAGCAUUUGGGAAUAUAUGGACCAGAAUGGAGAUGGUGGAGAUGGCUGGCUACGGCGAACAGAAACUCUCCUCCGUCAUCAUCACCGGAUCUCUUCUUUGCGACACUUCACGUCCUCGCUUUCAUUCCAUCGCUAUUCCAGGUGCAACUGUUGCCAUCAAGUGCCACACUGGAUCCAAAAAGAGGUCCAAAUGGAUUAAGGCUGUUACUGAUGAUUUGGGAGAGUUCGAAAUCGAUCUUCCCUCCCAACUCCACGCGAUUCCUGACCUCGAAAACACAUGUUUCAUCAAGCCAGUACAUGUUCCUAAGCCCUACAGAUGCUAUCACACUUCUACCAAUAUACACAAACGUAUCAAACUUGUUUCCUCUACCAAUGGCUUCCGUGUCUACACCUCAGGGAAGAUCAGGUUACAAGGUUACAGUGCAAGAUCAUAACAAGCUCAUGGUGUCAACAUUUCAACAAAAGAUUUGAACAGAAACAGCAGAUUCUUCAAGUUCCAUCAUGUGAAAACCAUUCGUUUCUUCUGGUCCUCGUUUGUUUAGCUGGCGCUUCAGUCACAGAACCGAGUUGAGUCUCUCUAUAUUGUAUUUCAUGUUGCAACGGUGUAAAAAAAAACAUACGCGGUUUACAUCAUGUGUAUAAAGGCCCUCAUGUUUUUGGUACAAAAGUAGCGUGAUCACAUUAGAACAUA